Messenger RNA from Fraxinus pennsylvanica, 453 nucleotides. Lineage: Eukaryota; Viridiplantae; Streptophyta; Magnoliopsida; Lamiales; Oleaceae. The record is from the annotation of a GenBank genome assembly.
AUGGAUGUCUUGGCCGGAAGAAAGACCGGCGGAUAUAUUGAAGGGACUAUCAGCAUUUUGGGUUACCCAAAGAACCAGUCCACGUCUGCACGAAUUAGUGGAUACUAUGUGAAAACCAAUCCUAGAAAGAAAUAUCUUGAUGGGGCUUCCGGAAGUAGAUGGCCUGUCAACAGAAUAGAGGAAGAGGCUUACAAUAGCUGUGAGUUGGUUGCUAACCUGUCUAUCAUCUUCACGGAUGAACCAAAAUCAGGCCUUGAUGCUAUAGCUGCUGCUAUUGUUAUGCAUGCUGUGAGAGAUACAGUGGAUACAGGCAGAACUGUGGCUGUUCCCAGGGUUCCAAAGAUUAGAGACGAGUACAAUCCAGCUACUUGGAUGCUGGAGAUUAUCAUGCCGGCAAUCGAGAGUGAAAUAGUAGUCGAUUUUGCUGAUAUAUAUGCCAACUUCUCCCUUUAG